AGGGGGGAGGGGGCGAACCCCGGGACUGCCUCGCCAGGCCUCGGCUCCCCGGAGACUCUUGGGGGUCUGGGCCCCAAGGGUGAUUCAGGUGCUGCCCUUCCCCGACCUGGGCUCGCCUCCCCCACCUCCUCCUCUGCUUCACUGUCCCGGGCCCAGCAGUUGCCGGCGCGCUCAUGCUCCGAGGCCUGAGCCAACCGGAGGCGAGACAAGCACAGGGCCCUGCGCGCAACCCGGCACCUAAGGAGGCCUGCCGGGUGCAGACUCUCCUGCUCCCACCGGCGCCCUUCCCUCUAGAGACGCUGAGAGAACGGGAGCUAGUAGCGCCCCCACCCAACGCCACCUCGGAGACUCGGCCUCCUUCUUUCUCAACUUCGAACAAUACAAAGUGUGCUAGGACAAGACAAGAUGGCGCCCAGCAGGAGGAGCGGAGAAAGGCAGGGGUGUAAAUCUGGCUUCCAAACUGGAAGCGUCAACAAAGGCGUGGGAGGUCUAACUGCGCAGGCGUGCAGCUUCGGCAAGCUUUAGAAUUCCAACAGCGCGUCCAAAACGUGGUCCCUGACUGAGACUUAUUUUACGCCACUAGAGCGAGGGUGGGUAGCGUCAGAAAGAGCGGGGAGCACGGGGCGGGCCAGCUUCGCCGCGGGAAAAGAACGGGAGGCGGAGUGUCCGCAGCGCGCACGCGCAACGAAAGUCCAUGGCGGUCUGGAGAGACUGGCGGAAGCUAGCUUUGCAAUAUGGCGGCCGAGGCGGAUGGACCGCUUAAACGGCUGCUCGUGCCGAUUCUUUUACCUGAGAAAUGCUACGACCAACUUUUCGUUCAGUGGGACUUGCUUCACGUCCCCUGCCUCAAGACUCUCCUCAGCAAAGGCCUGGGGCUGGGCAUUGUGGCUGGCUCACUUCUAGUAAAGCUGCCCCAGGUGUUUAAAAUCCUGGGAGCCAAGAGUGCUGAAGGGUUGAGUCUCCAGUCUGUAAUGCUGGAGCUAGUGGCAUUGACUGGGACCAUGGUCUACAGCAUCACUAACAACUUCCCAUUCAGCUCUUGGGGUGAAGCCUUAUUCCUGAUGCUCCAGACGAUCACCAUCUGCUUCCUGGUCAUGCACUACAGAGGACAGACUGUGAAAGGUGUCGCUUUCCUCGCUUGCUACGGCCUGGUCCUUCUGGUGCUUCUCUCACCUCUGACGCCCUUGACUGUAGUCACCCUGCUCCAGGCCUCCAAUGUGCCUGCUGUGGUGGUGGGGAGGCUUCUCCAGGCAGCCACCAACUACCACAAUGGGCACACAGGCCAGCUCUCAGCCAUCACAGUCUUCCUGCUGUUUGGGGGCUCCCUGGCCCGAAUCUUCACUUCCAUUCAGGAAACCGGAGAUCCCCUGAUGGCUGGGACCUUUGUGGUCUCCUCUCUCUGCAACGGCCUCAUCGCCGCCCAGCUGCUCUUCUACUGGAAUGCAAAGCCUCCCCACAAGCAGAAAAAGGCGCAGUAGAGCCAGCUACUGGAGUCAUUCCGUUUCCACUCAUUCGCCCAACCUCAGGGUUCUCCCCAUCUGAGCCAGGACUUACUCAUCCUCCAUUCCUCUGCACUUGCAGACUUUCUGAGCCAGGGUUUUCUUUUAGUGGAAACAAAUGGUUGAUGGAUCCAGAUCCUUAGAAAAGGAGAGGAUGGGGGUAGAGUCUCCCAAGCCAAAAUUUUGACAUCUGAGUGCUUUCAUAAGCCCUGUACAUGUACUAUUAAUUCAGUCAUUCAGCCAAGCCUCCUCCUCUAGCAGCAAUUUCCAGCUGUUUAACACUAUCCUGGGCAAAUGUUUUACCCUGUUCUCCAGCCUCCCUGCUUCCCUUCUGGCCCUGGAAGACCGAGUCUGGACGGCAGAGUGGAGGGACUGGGAGGCUGUGGCUGCCUCCCUCCCUCAGCCCGGCUGGGACUGUCUCCCGGACCCCAGUGCUGGGGUGGGGGAAGGGGGACGGAGAAUGACUCAGGCAGGGCCCCAGGGUGGGGUGAGGAGGUUCCUGCUCUGGCAGGUCUAGGCGGAAGGGAGUGGAGAUGGGGCUGGUUCCUGCUGCAGUGAGGGGAACAGAUGGGACAAUAAAGACUGGAGACUCAGUUGAAUAAUACAAAA
Gorilla gorilla gorilla (western lowland gorilla) is the source of this 2108-nucleotide messenger RNA. RefSeq names its product mannose-P-dolichol utilization defect 1 (gene MPDU1). NCBI's taxonomy places the organism in Eukaryota, Metazoa, Chordata, Mammalia, Primates, Hominidae. The transcript has 7 exons. Gene Ontology annotation, biological process: oligosaccharide biosynthetic process. The record is from RefSeq and is a predicted model, not a curated record. The coding region runs from base 735 to 1478 and encodes 247 amino acids.